UAAUAUUCAUGAGCCGGAAGACGUUCAGUUUUGAGUGGAUUACCCAAGAUGCUCGGCGUGUCUGUAGCAGGGGAGAAUGUGUGACAAUGGAAGCGAAUACUACAGCGACGAACCCAUCUUUCGACUGUCCAUCAUGGGCAGGGAAGCCUCCAGCAGGACUGCAUCUGGACGUGGUCAAAGGAGACAAGCUUGUCGAGAAACUGAUCAUUGAUGAAAAGAAGUAUUAUUUGUUCGGGAGGAACCCAGACAUCUGUGACUUCACCAUCGACCAUCAGUCAUGCUCUCGCGUGCAUGCGGCCCUCGUCUACCACAGGCAUUUGAAAAGAGUGUUUCUCAUCGACCUCAACAGCACACAUGGUACGUUCCUGGGACACAUUCGCCUGGAGCCCCAUAAGCCCCAGCAGGUUCCCAUCGACUCCACCAUGUCGUUUGGCGCAUCCACACGUGUUUACACCAUUCGGGAGAAACCGCAGAGUCAGCCGGGCUCCGGCGUCGGGGACAGUAAAACCGGUGACGACGAGGAGCUGAAGGGUCUUCUGGGACUUCCAGAGGAAGAGACUGAACUGGAGAAUCUGACCGAGUUCAACACGGCUCAUAACAAGCGCAUCUCCACCCUCACCAUAGAGGAGGGCAACCUGGAUAUUCAGAGACCCAAGAGGAAAAACUUGGCCUACAGCAUCCCUCACUACUUUUGUGACUUGAGGCAUUUAACGAUGUUUGUGUUGUUAACUCUUUUAGAGGACAUCGACCCCUCUGUUGGACGUUUCAGAAACAUGGUGACAACAGCUGUGGUUCCUAUUAAGAAGAAGAAAAUGGGCGGUGGUACUGCGCUGGGAAUCGAGGAAAUAGUGGCGCGACACAUGCACACGUUCCCUUUGCAUGGUGGACUCUACAGAGACCUUCCCCCGGCCAGUCACGAAACUCAAUCCACAGGAGCUCCCGGCGGAGCCACAAUCCUGGGAGGACUGCCGUUACCCCUGCCCAACCCGGCCCCGGAUGUAGACCUGGCCCAGGAGGCCCCGCCACCUCCGCUCGUGCUCAACCCCACGCCGCUACCCGGCCCCUACGUCUCCGACCCUCUCAGCGAACCCCGCAAGAAGAAGUACGCUAAAGAGGCAUGGCCUGGCAAGAAGCCCAUGCCUUCUCUGCUCAUCUAGCUGCUUAUUAAUAACACCGGAUGUGUCUAACUCGUCUAUACUCAUGAAUCUGGCAAACAGACUUUGAUUUUGACUGUACUACAAGAAUCUGAUUUAAUGCAAGAACUUUGUAAGUUUUAAAAUAAGUUUUACCUCCUUAAAAUGAACACGGACUCACACUCAUGUCAUUUCAGAUCUGAAUUACUUUCUAAAUCCAGUGAAAUGCAGACGGCACAGUUUAGUUGGAGAAUUUUGCUUUGUUUCGCGGUGUUCCUCACACACAAUGAUCUGGUCAUGGCCUUAUAAAUCAUCUGUGUUUGUUUUGUUAAAAGAGCUGCUUGGACAUUGUGCAUCAGAUCUUUUGUGAUUCACAGGACGUUUGCCAUGACAUGAGGGGUGAGUAAAUGACGUUUCAAUGCAUUUUGAUUGACCUAUUUCUUUAAAAUGCCAGCUUGAAAGUGUGGGAACCAAAAGAAAUGCAAACAAAGUGCAUUACCUGGUCCAAACAGCAAAAUGUGUCCUGUUUAGCCUAAGACGGCAGAGGGUUUAACUUUUAUAAUGUACUCGUUUUUUUGUUUUUGACUAUUUAUGUAAAAUGUUCAGAAGAUUUACAAGGAUGGGCUAUUUAUGUACACAUUUUAGCGCUAGAGACCAAUAAGUUCUUUCAAACUCAGUCACACUUACAUGAGCAUCAGUAAUGCAGAUGAUAAAUCCGGUAGAUGUUCGAGGUUUCAAAACUGAUGAAAUUCUGCAAUAUUGUAACACUUUACCUUUUGUGAAGAUCUUUUUCCAAUGUAUUAGUUUCGUACAUUCGUCCCCCCUUAAUAUACAAGCCGAGUGCAGUGGCGUUUCAAAUGAACUGUUAGUUGAUCGUAACAUGGUUCAUCAGGGCUCCGUGCAGAUGGCCUUCGGUUAAAGAAAGAAAAAAAAAAAGUUUUAUACUCCUGUUCUGUUUGGUACAUUUGCUGUUUGUACAUAUCACUCACAAUAAAAUCCAGUGUAUUUUUAUAUAUUUAAA
Messenger RNA from Sinocyclocheilus grahami, 2154 nucleotides. Its product is annotated as nuclear inhibitor of protein phosphatase 1-like. The transcript is spliced from 7 exons. Lineage: Eukaryota; Metazoa; Chordata; Actinopteri; Cypriniformes; Cyprinidae. The coding region runs from base 9 to 1157 and encodes 382 amino acids. Gene Ontology annotation, molecular function: protein binding. The record is from RefSeq and is a predicted model, not a curated record.